AAUAAGCCGCCAUAUUAGGAAGCCAACCCCUUCUUUCAUUCGGUUAAAACGGACGAGAUUCACUUCUAGGCCUCUGUUUUCAAACGACGGAGUCAAAACAGAGUCAGGCCGCCUUGACAAACAUCCCGUUUACUUGCUUACCCGGUGUGUUUACAGCUCUGAGACAAUGGCGACUACGACUGCUACUCCGACUAGCCACAAAGGGGGCACGUGCCGCGGCGGCACACCGCUGAGCCCGACUCGGAUAACUAGACUACAGGAAAAACAACAGCUCCGGGACCUGAACGACCGCCUGGCAGUUUACAUUGAUAAAGUCCGCAGUUUGGAGUCCGAAAACGAGGUUCUCCACCUCCAGAUCAGUGAGAAGGAGGAGGUGAGGAGCCGGGAGCUGAGCGGAGUGAGGAGCCUCUAUGAGACGGAGCUAGCCGACGCUAGGAGGUCUCUGGAUGAUUCCUCCAAAGAGCGGGCCUGGCUCCAGAUUGAGCUCGGAAAGAUCCGGUCCGAGCAUGAGCUGCUCCAGCAGAACUAUGCCAGGAAGGACUCUGAGGCGGCAGGAGCCCAGGCCAGGCUCAGAGACCUGGAGGCUCAGCUGAACUCUAAAGAUGCCCUGCUGGCUACAGCGUUGUCUGAGAAGAGGGCCCUGGAGGCCUCACUGGCUGAGCUCCAAGAGCAGCUCCAAGAGCUGGAUAUAGGUCUUGCUCAGGCCAAGAAACAGCUCGCAGAUGAGAUGCUUAUGCGUGUCGACCUGGAAAACCGUUGUCAGAGUAUGACUGAAGAAAUGGAAUUCCAAAAAAAUAUACAUGCUGAGGAGGUCAAAGAGGCCCGGCAGCGGUACGAGACCCGACUGGUGGAGGUGGAUUCUGGACGGAAGGAGGAGUAUGAAUAUAAACUGACUCAGGCUCUGGCUGACAUGAGGGCCCAGAACGAGGAGCAAAUCCUGAUCUACAAGGACAGCUUGGAGAGCACCUAUAAAGCUAAGCUGGAAGAUCUGCAUCGUUUAUCUGAGAUGAACGGAUCUUCAGCCAACAUGGCUCGAGAGGAGCUGAGAGAAUCUGCCCUGAGGAUUGAGAGCCUGUCUGCCCAGCUGGCAGGACUGCAGAAAGAGACUCGUGGCUGGAGGGAUCGUAUCCUAGAGCUGGAGGUGGCUCUGACUCAGGAGAAAGACAGGAGCCGCAAGCUGCUGUCAGACAAGGACCGGGAAGUGUCAGAGAUCCGUGCCAAGAUGCAGCAGCAGCUGAAUGAGUACGAGCAGCUGCUGGACGUGAAGUUGGCCCUGGACAUGGAGAUCAACGCCUAUCGUAAACUCCUGGAAGGAGAAGAAGAAAGACUCAAGCUGUCUCCCAGUCCUUCGUCCCGUGUGACGGUGUCUCGAGCCUCGUCCAGCAGCCGCAGUGUUCGGACCGCUCGUGGAAAGAGGAAGCGCAUCGAUGUGGAGGAACAGGAAGCCAGUAGCUCUGUGUCCAUCGCUCAUUCUGCCUCAGCCACUGGACCAAUCGUUGUUGACGAGAUCGACACAGACGGCAAGUUCAUCUGCCUCCACAACACCGGGGACGAGGACCAGGCCUUGGUGGGCUACGAGAUGGUCAAAACUAUUGGAAACACGUCAGCCACCUACAAGUUCACGCCCAAAUAUGUUCUGAAGGCAGGCCAGAAAGUCAUGAUAUGGGCCUCUGAUGCCGGUGUAAGCUCCAAACCACCCAUGGACCUAGUGUGGAAAAGUCAGAACUCCUGGGGUUCAGGGGAAGAUGUCAGUGUGGUUCUGAUGAACCCACAGGGGGAGGAAGUGGCAAAGAGAACGACCACAUACAAGACGUCAAUAGACCAGGUGGAGGAGUAUGAUGAGGUGGAGGUCAUCGAGGAGGAGCUGUUCCAACAACAGGGGGGUUCAGGUUCUCCUAAGAGAGGCUGCGCCAUCAUGUGAUCCAGAUCCGCCAAUCACAUCUCUCCUCUGAGCCCAGCCACUCCGCUGCCAAUCACAAUACUACUAUUUUUCUAUCUUUUCUAGUGUGUUUCAGCUGAUUUUGUUUGAUUUGUGUCAGAGAAAAUCCCCAAAACUUUGUUUUUGUAAAUGUUUUUGUUUGAAAACCAAAUGUAUGUACUUGUGUGUAUUUCAGAACCAUUUCUUCAGAUCAAGCAGCUUAAUUUAUGAGCAGAACUGUAAGCUGUGCCAUUUUAAUCUGGUUUUUAGAGUCUGAGGUUUUAUUUAGUUCUCCUUAAAGUGUUUGUAAGUCUAAUUUCUAUGAUCAGUUUGACAACAUGCAGCCAAGCUAACGGUGAAAGGCCAGAGUCUGUUCAGUCACCAUUAGCACACUAGCUUGUUUGAAGACAGCCAUGAUUGUGUUUGAGGAAGUUGGAGGACAGGUGAAGUUAGGGGCGGAGCCUGCAGGUCUCAGAGAUCUGAACUGACACUGCAGCACAGGCCCACGCAGGAAGUUUUUCUGCUCGUUGGAUUGGUGGAUUUGACUUUGACGUGUAACUUAGAGUUCCUCCUCCUUUUAAAAGCAGCAGCAGUCAGUGGAGUUUUACUUUUUGAAGUGUUUGCAUGCUGUAGUGUGUAUCAUAGCCGAGUGAUUUAAAGUGUCGUGUUUUAUUUGAUCAUGCUAAUGGUGCUUUGUAGACAACCGGACUAAACCAUGAAGGAGAAGCCAGCUGGGUCGUUCCUGUCGGGUAUCAGAUCUGCGGCGAACUUGUCUGUGUCAAGUCCAGGUCUUCACCAAUUUAUUUAAGUCAUGUUUUUGUAUUCUAUUUAACUCCCUAUUUAGUAUCCAUAAGAAAAUUGUCCACUCUUGUUUUGUUUUAAGAUAAAACUUGCCAGAAUACUUUAAAACCCUUUACAGGCUGUUCCAGUCUGGAGGUUUUGGACAGCAUACCAAACUUUUGGUUCUUUAGGUCUGAAUCCUUUUGUGUGUUGUACUUUAUUUUUUGCUGACUAACUGUGUUAAUUAACUUGUGUACAGAAGCUUGAAUUAGCUCCGUCUUUCAUAAAAACAACAAAAUAAACUUUUAAAUGAAACCA
Nothobranchius furzeri (turquoise killifish) is the source of this 3016-nucleotide messenger RNA. RefSeq names its product lamin B1 (gene lmnb1). Lineage: Eukaryota; Metazoa; Chordata; Actinopteri; Cyprinodontiformes; Nothobranchiidae. Gene Ontology annotation, cellular component: nuclear envelope; nuclear lamina. The record is from RefSeq and is a predicted model, not a curated record. Gene Ontology annotation, biological process: nuclear migration; heterochromatin formation; nuclear envelope organization. Gene Ontology annotation, molecular function: structural constituent of cytoskeleton.